Messenger RNA from Anopheles funestus (African malaria mosquito), 1625 nucleotides. RefSeq lists its product as uncharacterized. The coding region runs from base 198 to 644 and encodes 148 amino acids. The transcript is spliced from 3 exons. NCBI's taxonomy places the organism in Eukaryota, Metazoa, Arthropoda, Insecta, Diptera, Culicidae. The record is from RefSeq and is a predicted model, not a curated record.
UUUGGCAUUCUUCGAAAGGGUGUGACUGACUGAAACGUCAAACAAGUGGCUGUUUACGAAUCUCCCUCACAGUAUUUACGUUGUUUUUGUACCAUUUCUGAUUUUCGUAAGGUUUUCCUUUGAAUCUCAUCCUGUUUUUCACGUGCCCGUACAUUCCGAUAGAAGCAUUCCCAGUGUCCUUGUACUCCGCAAACACGAUGGAUUACUCGAAGCUAUUCCCGUUGGCCGUGCUGCUACUAAUCGGGCUUGUUGGCGAAUGUUCUGCUCACGAGUGUUACGUUUGCUCGAAUCAAACCGGCAACACGGAAAAGUGUCUGAACACGGUCAAGAUCUGUCAGCAGGGCGAGGACGCCUGCCUGACGGAGAUCCGAUGGGGCAGCACGCCAUACUUUUCGCUCGGUGCCCAAAAGCAAUUUUACGUUUCGAAACGUUGCGCCAAGAAAGAGAUUUGCCAGCGUAUCCGCACCAAACACAUGCCGUACUGCACGCACAUCUGGUACGAGGAUUGGACCUGCUCCGCAUGUUGCCUCGGUGAUCGGUGUAAUUAUUACGUUAUCAGUGCCGCACCCACGGUAACGCUGUCAGCACUGCUCGGCACAAUGCUGGUGUUUGGUGUCCUGCUGCGCAGCAUUAUAAGUAGCUGAGAUACGCGCGUCUAACGAUAGGAGCAAUUUUCGACAGGAAAAAGUCCUACUAGUUUGUAUGAGGUGUUUUUCAUGGUGACACAAUGAUUUGCAAUGAACCUACAAAAGAAAGUUUAUUACAGUAUUUGCUUUCUCGCCUACAUUCCACAUUAAUUUUACGCUUCUUGACUCAUUUUGUGUCUCUAAUGAAAACAGUCAUACAAUUAGAGGAUGUGUACGAAAAAGAGUUUUUUUUACGUUUAAUAGAAGCAAACAAUCGUGCCUCUGGUAGAAACUAGUAUUGUCAGCUGUGCGGCCACAAAGACAGCGAAGCCUAAAGCCUCUAAGAUGUAUUAAAUGAAUCCGUCCAACAUUUUUUACGAAGUAUCAUCUCACUGUUUAUAAAGAUCAUCAGGUAUAGUUGAUGAAAUAUACACACGAGUGUAAUAUAAAGUAAGGAUUUAAAAGUACUGUGAGUUAUUGGUUGUAAAGCUUAAAUUAGGUUUACGUAGAGCGAUGAUAUCACACACAACAGCAGCAGAGAAGAUACUUAUACCCUCCAGGAUAACAACGAACAUCAAUUUUUUAAUUCUGAUAAGCAACCUUGAUUAGCCUCGUUAUCGUCAUUAACAAAACCAUCUAGAAUAAGUCUUGUUCUUUUAAAAAUAACACUCUUACAUAGACGCAAUAGGGUAACGAUAUCAAUUUCCAACAAAACAGGUGUAAUAUAAUCGGUAGAGAUGUCAAAUGUAUCUCCAUUUGCUACCGACUCGUCAGCCAAAACACAUACAACGGACACAGUUAACGGUUGAGCGACUGUGAUCAACAUUCCGACAUUUGUCCCACAUAAUAAUACGUAUUAAGAGCCAAAACUAUGUCUGCUCGCGUAAGACCUUGUACGCGAACGACUUAAUAACUCCAUUACGUACAUUCAUCUCCGGUAGAAUUUAUCCUCCAGCAAACUGUGUACAAACAAAAAUAAAAACAGACCGUGACAUCCAA